This is a messenger RNA of Mercenaria mercenaria, 2965 nucleotides long. RefSeq names its product polyunsaturated fatty acid 5-lipoxygenase-like. Gene Ontology annotation, molecular function: protein binding; oxidoreductase activity, acting on single donors with incorporation of molecular oxygen, incorporation of two atoms of oxygen; metal ion binding. Bases 263 to 2401 code for a protein of 712 amino acids. NCBI's taxonomy places the organism in Eukaryota, Metazoa, Mollusca, Bivalvia, Venerida, Veneridae. The record is from RefSeq and is a predicted model, not a curated record. The transcript is spliced from 6 exons. Gene Ontology annotation, biological process: lipid oxidation.
AAACGUGUUUUCCUCCUUCUCUUCCAGGAAAAACUUAACCAGGUAGUUAAUCUCUAGAUACAUACAGGUUAUUAUUAGAUUUAGAUGAUUAUUCGAAACGUUUAAAACAUUUUUACGUUUCAGACUGGGAAUGGAAACACUUCUUAAAGUCUUAUUCGGUGAUACAACAAUGGAAAUGUUAUUUUAGACAUUUACUCAGAUAUUGCAAGAGGAAAACCUUUCACUUGGUUCACUUACUGCACAAGAUUGAAUUAUAAUCCAUAUGUUAAUUCCUCGACAAAACGGUAUGGAUUAUACCAAAUUCCUGUAUACUUUGGCAUUUGGGUUAUUUCUUCUUCUAGCUCACUGUGCUAUACAAUCGUUGUUGGAAUCAUUCUUUACUUACCAGUACUACUCUUACUCUAUUGCUGUUGAGUCAACCGACAAACCGGGUGCAAGUCACAAGGGUGUAAUCCAUAUUAAACUUGUCGGAGAUGAUGGCGAUACUGGCAAGGAGGUUGAGUUAGUCGCUGAUGCAUUUCCAGAAAAGUUUAAAAGAGGCUAUGGGCAUAUUUUUAAAGUAGAAAAUCAGUCGUUUAAGAAUAUCAUUGGCAUAUAUGUGCGUGGAGGCCAUUGUGUUGGUGAGACCGGUUGGAAAAUCGACAGAUUUACAAUUACAAACGGGAUUACUGGCGAGGAAACGAUUAUUCCAGUUUUUACUAACAUCAGAGCCGGUCGCACUUAUAGAUUAAUAGCUGAUGACGACGUUUUACCUCAAUCAGCGUCAAGUUCUCAAAAAGAAGACAGAAUGCUUGACCUUCAACAUCAGAGGGAACUUUAUGAGCUGACUGACGAACGACUUCCGGGAUGUCCACCAUUAGUAAAACAAUUACCUCCAGAGGAAAAAUUUUCCUUCGAUUACAAGUUCGAACCAGUGACAAUGGCAAUGAUAAUAACAUUUCAUGCUAAGUUUGAGGUACUCUUUACUGGCGGAUUUCAUGAGGUUAAGGAUAUAUAUAAGGUUUUCCAUCGGGUUCCAAAUGUGUUCCCAAAACCAUCAAAUUUAAAUAGAUGGCAAGAUGACGUGCUGUUCGGUAUGCAGCGUCUAAUAGGAGUAAACCCUAAUGUGAUACGUCUUUGUACAGAGAUUCCAGAAAAACUUGCUGUCGAUGAUCACAUGUUGAAGCCUUUCCUAGAAAAUAUGUCACUGUCACAAGCUCUACAAAAGAAAAGAAUUUUUGUUAUUGAUUAUGAGAUACUUGAACAUUUACAUCCUCAAGAAGGAUACGUUAUGACCUCCCCAAUAGCAUUAUUCUAUCAGCGUUAUGAUGGUAGUCUAGUUCCUGUUGCCAUUCAGCUCUUUCAAAAGCCUGGUGCUGACAAUCCUGUUUUUCUACCAAGCGAUCCUGUGAAUACGUGGAUUUUGGCAAAGAUGUGGUUUAACGUAGCCGAUGCAAAUUACCAUCAAUCCGUUACCCACCUUGGUUUCACUCAUUUAAAGAUGGAAGGUAUCGUCGUCUGUACCCAUAGACAAAUACACAAGAGUCACCCAAUCUACAAACUGCUUAUGCCACACUUUCUUUACCUUUUGGCUAUUAACCAUGUCGGCAUUCCACAACUCUUGGAUCAAAACGGCUACGUAGACAAAGUCCUAACCUUAGGUUCAGAUGGCAUGAAAGAGUUAAUCAAACACAAAAACAUGAACUGGCGAAUGGAUGUAGACGGAGACCUUCUGUCUGACCUGAAAACACGAGGAGUUUAUGAUCCAGAUAAUCCAAAGUUGCUGCCGCAUUAUUACUACCGUGACGACGCUAUAAAACUGUAUGAAUGUAUUUAUUCAUAUGUAAGAAAGUACCUUAACCUAUAUUACAAGUCGGAUGCUGAUGUCAAGGAAGACUAUGAGCUUCAAAAUUGGAGGAAAGAACUCGUAACACCGAUAGAAGAGAAAGGCCUUGGCAUUCUAGGUGUUUAUGGUGUAGAUGAUAAGUUCACCACCAAACAACAGGUAAUUCGCACUCUUACAAAUAUAAUCUUUACAUGCAGUGUCCAGCAUGCGGCCGUUAACUUUCUUCAGUACGAGGAAUACGCAUUUCCACCAAACUACCCGGGUAGCCUCCGAGGACUUCCGCCAAAUAAUAAAGGACAUAUAGACGAAGUACAGCUGUUAAAAAGUCUUCCAGACGAAGAAUCAAUGUACAAAACUAUGAUCAUCACAAGCGUAUUAAGUACACAUGGAACGCAUAAGCUAGGUGAUUUUGAGGUGGAAUAUAUCACCGAUCAAAAAGCGCUCAAGAUAGUUGCUGAAUUUCGGUCAGAUCUGAAGAUGAUAGCAGAGGUAAAUGUCAGACGCAAUAAAGAGAGGCAUCAUGAGAAAUAUACCAGUUUAAAUCCAAGUGUUGUACCAAACUCUAUAAGCAUAUAGAUUAUUCUGAUUUUGCAUGAAAUUACUGUGUGGAUAUGCGUGACGUUUGUGUAUAUUUAAGACAUAGAAGUAUUUUGGUUUGGUUUAUGUUCAGAAUUACUAUAAACAUUUCAAACAUAUACUGGAUCUAAUUAAACGUUUUGAGAAGACUAUAUCUUUAUCAGAUGUGAGCAUUUUCCACUGAGAUAUGUAAAUGUAUAUACUUUCUUAUCCUGUAAUUAAUCAGAUUUCCAUUAAUGGUUGUUAAUCCCAUUUUAGCAAUAUUUUAUUACAUUUUGUUGCUCUCUGUUAUUUCUGUAUUAAGGAGCAAAAUCCGUUACAAUAGUAUUAGAUCCAUAUUACAAAUACAUUUUUAUUGACUUUUUUCAUAAAAUUUUGUAAUUACUCCCUAUAAUAUGAAAUUAUUAAAAAUGAGUGUAUUGCUAACGCUUUUUACAUUUGCAUUUGAUAAAUAUUGAAAUUUUACAAUUACCUAAAAAAGAUAAGUUUUAAAGCUGUCUAGCUUCUGAAUUCAUUUAUUUUUACCAAGACAGGCAAGGGGAGGUAAUAAAAAUGUUUCAAAUU